This is a messenger RNA of Canis lupus familiaris (dog), 538 nucleotides long. RefSeq names its product defensin beta 124 (gene DEFB124). Lineage: Eukaryota; Metazoa; Chordata; Mammalia; Carnivora; Canidae. Bases 122 to 334 code for a protein of 70 amino acids. Gene Ontology annotation, cellular component: extracellular region. Gene Ontology annotation, biological process: cellular response to peptidoglycan; positive regulation of chemokine (C-C motif) ligand 5 production; positive regulation of monocyte chemotaxis. The record is from RefSeq and is marked provisional. The transcript has 2 exons.
CUCCCACUCAGGUCUCCGGUUGGCCACACUCCUGCCUCCAUCUGCAGCUUGAUAAAGGCUGUGCCACAGGCAGCUCAGUAUAUCUGGCUUCUUCGGUGUUCUCCCCAGAAGCCCUGUGGCCAUGACACAGCUGCUUCUGCUCAUUGUGGCUCUCCUGGCCCUGGGUCAUAUGCAGCCAGGGAGAAGUGAAUUUAAGCGGUGCUGGAAGGGCCAAGGGGCCUGCCGGACUUACUGUACGAGGCAAGAAACCUACCUACACAUGUGCCCAGAUGCCUCUCUGUGCUGUCUCCCCUAUGGAAGCAGGCCUCUGUCCUCCAAGCCUGAAUAUGUGUAGCUGGCUCUGGGGCUGGCACACUUACUCUCCAAGAAACACCUGCUGCUGGCUGUCUCCUCUUGCUGCCUGCUCACCACCCUGCCACCCUCAUGCUGGGGAAGUGGGGGUGGACAAGGUCCUGGUAUGGGAGGGAUGCAGGGAUGGUUGGUGGAGGGAGGUGAGGUGCCCAGGGAGAGAGUGGGUAUUAAAGACCUUUGUAAAUGC